GUCAUCUGGUGAAAUCAUUCAUUGAGCCUUGAGUUGUGGGGAUGAUUUGUUUCCAUUGGGUUUUGAGAAAUUUAAGAGCUUUACAGUAAGGUGAUAUGUCGUAUGGAGUUUGUGCUGAUCAACAUACCCUUUUGUUGGAAGAAAUAAAUAUGGGGCUUAACUGAUGAAAAUUUUGUGAAGGCCAAAUGUUUGAUGAAUAGUGAGGUGGCAAUACUUCUUGAGCAUAGAUGCGAGCAACUUAAGCAGAUGUCUGACGAUCAAUUGAAUCGAAUUCCACAAGUUUUUGAGAAGUCACUGCAGUAUGUCCAGCGUUUUAGCCGCUUCAGCAAUCAGGAAGCUGUGAAGCAGGUUCGAGAAGUACUUAGUCGAUACCAGUUGGCAGAAUACGAGCUUGCUGUUAUUGGAAAUCUUCGCCCUGAAGCUGCGGAUGAAGCUCUUGCUGUUGUGCCUUCUCUAAAGACCAAAGGAAGAGGUUAUGACGAGGAAACGAUCGAGAAGAUGCUGAAUGAACUAGCUCUAAUCAAGAAAUUUGAAUGAGUUAUCCAAUUCCCUACUCCCAUCAAGAUCAACAUGCACACAUGAAAUGAAGUAUUUCUUUGCUGGCCAGGCUUUUGGUGCCGCUGCUGCUGCAUGUUCUGAUCAAUGAGAUUUUUUAUUUUUUUAUUUAUUUAUCACAUUUGAAUAUUUGAAUUUAGUUGGGUGUUUGAAAGUUAGAUACAGAGUUGCUUGUCAUUGAUGAAACUGUGGACAACACAGUUCAAUAUUGAAGGAUGUUGUAGUGUAGAAGACAAUACUGAAAGCAUAAAUAUUGAAGGA
Tripterygium wilfordii is the source of this 816-nucleotide messenger RNA. Its product is annotated as DNA-directed RNA polymerase II subunit 4-like. Gene Ontology annotation, biological process: nuclear-transcribed mRNA catabolic process, deadenylation-dependent decay; mRNA export from nucleus in response to heat stress; transcription initiation at RNA polymerase II promoter. Gene Ontology annotation, molecular function: nucleotide binding; translation initiation factor binding. The record is from RefSeq and is a predicted model, not a curated record. The coding region runs from base 193 to 537 and encodes 114 amino acids. The transcript is spliced from 6 exons. Gene Ontology annotation, cellular component: P-body; RNA polymerase II, core complex. Lineage: Eukaryota; Viridiplantae; Streptophyta; Magnoliopsida; Celastrales; Celastraceae.